Molecule: messenger RNA, 2795 nt
Organism: Xiphophorus couchianus (Monterrey platyfish)
Lineage: Eukaryota; Metazoa; Chordata; Actinopteri; Cyprinodontiformes; Poeciliidae
Gene: gsc
Product: goosecoid
Exons: 3
Coding region: 1044-1757 (237 amino acids)
Biological process (GO): regulation of transcription by RNA polymerase II
Cellular component (GO): nucleus
Molecular function (GO): DNA-binding transcription factor activity, RNA polymerase II-specific; RNA polymerase II cis-regulatory region sequence-specific DNA binding
Source: RefSeq, a predicted model, not a curated record
AAUUAGCCGACUCCCUGGGUUAAAGUUUGUGAAAUAAGUUUAUAUAUCAUUUUACAUCAGUCGGAAAUGAUCUCUGCAGAGCUGUACGUCUUUGUUAAUCACACCUCGGAUCUGAACGGCACAUUUUCACCUCAUCAGUUUAUCUGAGCGCCUGACGCGCGCAUGUAUGAACUCCCCAUUGAGUCUUAAAUGCAAUCAACAGCUUCCAUUAAGGUCUGCAGCGGGAAUCCACGUUCCUGCACAGCCUCGGGGCCGUGUUGAUUAGCUGCGUAAAGACCCGAUCUGUUCUCCUUUAGGGGCCUGAAUAGAAGCGAUAAUGGGCCGUUAUCUUAUCCCGGUCAGGGAAUGGGGGAGAGAGGAAACUGCUGCCAAGGGGGGAGACUGACUUAUCCCCCACAGAGAGCAGAGCGGAGGCCGGAUAAUGAGAGGAAUAUCAGCUUUAAUGCGCGGCAGUUUGCGUCUGACAUGAAAUCAGGUUCAUUUUGGAUCAUAUGCGCAAAAAUAGAUGAAGGCGCCGAUUAAAAUCUUGUUUCAGUGUGAAAAGCAGGGUCAAUUCGGAUUGUGAAGAGGUAUGAAAUAGCCUGCAAGCUGCAGUUUGACUCCGAAUCUAAACAUGUUUAAUGAUCCAGACUCCUGAUGUUUGGCGGCCUGCACGCACUAACGCCGCUGUUCCCUCUGAUGGCUCCGGCGACUGGGAAAUAAUCGGAUUGCUCCGCAGGAAGAGCCUCCGUGACCCAACAGCGCCUUUCCAAUAGUCUGCAAACACUGCGGAUUAUCUUAAUUCAAUUAAUUCUCAAUACACAAACCCGCGGCCCUUCAACCCGGUCUGACUCAGCCUCUGCGCCGUGACGUCACGGCCUAUAAGAGCAACCCCUCGCGCAGCAGUUCGCAUCCUGAACCCGAGCUGACUCUGCAGCGCUUGCAGAGGAGAGAAGAGCGCAGCCGCGUCACCAUGUCGCCUUCAGCCUGAACUUUCUUUCCGCUUCCUCAGGAGUUUUGAUUCCCAGUUUGAUCCGUUUUUUUCUCCUCCGCGCAGCCGCGUGAUGCCCGCCGGGAUGUUUAGCAUCGACAGCAUCCUGUCCGGACGGCCGAACUGUAAGGAGCCGCUGCUGCUGCACCGGAGCGGCCCCGUGGUGCUUCCCGCCGGCCUCACGGACACCAUCUACACCGACUACAGCGGACUGUACUCGGCUGCCCGCGGACCGUCCCCGCCGGGGGUCCACGCAUUGAGCGGGGCAAGGAUCGGAUAUAACAGCUACUACUACGGACAGCUGCAGGUCCAGGGUCCCGGAGGAGGUCCGCCUUGCUGCGGAGCCGUGCCCGGCCUCAGUCCGCAGCAGUGCCCCUGCUUCCCCGCAGGCUACGACAGCCCGGCCUCGGUGCUCCUGUCCCCGGUUCCUCACCACAUGAUGUCCUACAUGAACAUGGGCAGCCUGUCGCGGACCGAGCUGCAGCUCCUCAACCAGCUGCACUGCCGCAGGAAGCGCAGGCAUCGAACCAUCUUCACCGACGAGCAGCUGGAGGCUCUUGAGGGCCUCUUCCAGGAGACCAAGUACCCGGACGUGGGGACGCGGGAGCAGCUGGCCCGGAAAGUUCACCUGCGGGAGGAGAAGGUCGAGGUGUGGUUCAAGAACCGUCGCGCCAAGUGGAGGCGGCAGAAGCGCUCCUCCUCAGAGGAGUCGGAGAACUCUCAGAAAUGGAGCAAAAAAGCGGAGAAAACGGACGGGACUAAAAGCGACGCGGACUCUGACAGCUGAUGGAGACGGGGACGCGCGUGAUGUAAUGUUGCACAGGUGUACAUAUCGUUUUAUUAUUGUCUCUGUGACGCCUAUUUAUGUUUAAUUUAAAACUCCUUUUAUGUCGUAGUUUAAAGCGCGCGCACUCACGGUGCACCAUGUGACCGUUCGUGGAUGUUAAUUGUUGGUGCACGUGCAGAUUCGCUGCGCAAGCUCUCGUGUGUAAUUAAUUAGAAAUAAAGUGACAUCAUUGAAAUUUCAGCGGAAGACGGCGCUCUGCGCGCACACCAUGCGCGCCCACAGCGCCGGGCUUCCGGCUGAAACUGUAGAAAUCGGAAGUUUGAAUUUGGAUUUUACUGAAGACAAAAUGAUAAAUGAUCCAAUUUUAAAGCGGAAUCUGUUUGGGUUUCUGACAAAUUUCACCAAGCAAAUUGAAAUUACCAACAUGUUGGAACAAAAAUGUGUUUUCAUCUCCAAACCAAAAAGAUGUAAAUUAAAUUUACAGAAACAGCAGCAGAAAGGAAGCUCAUCUGAAGCUGAUUUGUGUUUCAGGGUGUAAAAACGUAUUUUCUUUUAUUUAUCUGGUCUUGUAAAUAUGAUUAUUAUAAUGAAUCUUAUUUAAUCUCUCAAUUAGAGUGUAAAAUAUCUUUAUUUCUGUCAUGAAAAACGUACAAAAAUAAAUUCCUGCACAUCAGUUUUCCGAAAUUAAAACUUGGUUUCAAGAAAAUUAUGAGUCAAAUGUUGGUAAAAGAGCAUCUUUGUAACUAGAUAUGAGUGUCUCAUUGUAUCUGUGAAAGAUGUGAAUAAAUAUAAUUUUAUGUAAAUAUGAAACUAAGUAGAUAAAUAAAAACCUCUGUGAGGUACAGAUCAAUUUGAAGGCAAAAUUAGCCAAACUGGAAUAGAAAAUUAUUUUUCAUUGUUUAACAAGAGAAACAAGAUGCAGGUAAAAGCUCUAAUACCUGAUUCAAAAACAAUGUGUUUGCAGGUUUGUCAAACAUUCAGCAUUAAAUCAAAUAUGAAAAAAGAAGUAAGUUAAAUCUGAAUAAAAAAUAUAAACGC